This is a messenger RNA of Zootermopsis nevadensis, 1104 nucleotides long. RefSeq lists its product as uncharacterized. Lineage: Eukaryota; Metazoa; Arthropoda; Insecta; Blattodea; Termopsidae. The record is from RefSeq and is a predicted model, not a curated record.
AAUUUUAACCACCGUUUGGUUAGUUUCAGUCUGUUUACUGCGUGAACACCCUCGGAAGCAAACGGAAACAUGAGUGUAGGACGCCUUGUCACUAGCACUCUCGUAUUUGUGAUAGCAACGUGCCUAAUAAUAUAUGUGGAAACUGCGCCUAAGAAGCGCAACUACGUACUUCAAGUGACGAGGGUGGACAAACCUUAUGGGGAUGGAAAAUAUGUAUCAUUCAAAAGUCUGAAAGCUGCAAAAUUUAACAGAACAAUGUCGGUCCUCAAAGGUACUUUCUCAUUCUUGCAAGAUAUUCCAGAAGACACAACGGUCGUCAUGGAAACAUACCAGAAGAUUGGGGGCGGCAAUUACGGAAAAGGGCCUAUAGCUCUACCCGAGACCAGCCUCUGUAAUUUCAUUGCAGCCGACGAUCUAGUAUACGCAGAAAUUAGCAGGUGCACCGGCCUUCCGAGAAAAUGCCCCCUUAAAAAGAUUGAUAUAAAUAUUGACAAUUACGACAUUAAUAAAUCCAAUUUACCACCAGAGUUACCUCCUCCAAAUGAGUGGAUGGCAGAACUUAAUUUAACCCACAAGAAAACUAAGGCAACUAUGUUAUCUAUUCGUCUAUAUUUUACCAUCGAGCACAAAGGAAAUGCUGGAUAGUCCUUACUAGAUCACAAGGGUAUCCUUCAUCUUAAAUUCGUCCAGACAACAGCCUUACAAAGCAGCAAGUGCGAAUUUCUGAAUCUUCUGCGACACGUGUUUUAACCAAGUAAGUUGACAAUAUCUAGGUAAAUCAUACGAGAAAAAUGUUAAAUUUAAUAAGAAAUUGUAAGAUAAUAUACCUAUUGUAUUACAUGUGUUUCUUAACAACUUGCUAUCAUGAUAUUAAUUCAGGGAUAAGUAACUUUUCCGACAUUCAUUGUACCAAAGAAACUGUAGAUAAAAUGGGAUGAGGCAUUAUUAAAACUGUAUUUACGUUCCACACUUUUGUAAUAUGUCAAAGUAUUAUGCAUGUACUUAUAUACUAAUGGUAGAAUAUGUAUAGCUCAUUUUCAACAGCCAUGUAAAGACCACAUGAUUAAGUACUGUAAACAAUAAAAUGUAAGAAUGUAAACACAG